AUGUGGACAGAGGAGAAGUUACAUAUACAAAGUCUUCAAAUUCUUAUAUCCUUUACAUAUCUAAUUAACUCUUGUUACAGUAAAUAUUUAUAUUCUGAAUUACUUGAUUCCAAUCAAAUAAAUGGUAUACAACCAAAUUUAACACAACCAUAUCAAGUUUCAUUAACAAUUAAAGAAUCAUCAGUUUUAAAUACUGAUUUAAUAAAUAUCAGUCAAAUUAUGCAAAAUCAUGGUAUUCUAUUAGAGACAUCAAUUGAAGAAGCUGAAAAACGUAGUAGUUCAAAAAUUAUGAAUUUUGAAAUUUUAGAUAUCAGUGCUAAUUUAUUAACAGCAUAUCAACAAAGAAAUCAGAAUAAUUUAUUGAAUAUUAUCGAUUUACAUCCAGUGAAAGGAAUCAUGAAAUUCGGUGUACCAUUAGAUCGUGAACGUAUAUGCAAUGAUUUACAGAAUACAAAUAAACAGUGUAGAAUAACUUUGUUAAUAGCUGCUUAUAAAAUUAACAAUCAUGAUGUAAAUCAGCAGCAAGACUUAAUUCUAUCCAAUAAAAUGGAACAAAUAAACAAUGUGGAUUACAUUAAACAUAAAAGUGAAUUAAUUUGUAUUGAAUUAAUGAUAACUUUACUGGAUAUAAAUGACAAUUCACCGUAUUUUCCUCAAAUUCCUGGUUCUGACAAUCAUCCUAGAAUUAUUAAUAUUGAAGAAGAAUGUCCAAUCGGUACAAUGGUCUCUUUACCAAUAGCUAAUGAUAUGGAUUCAGCUGAAAAUGGUAUUAUCAAAUAUGAAUUACUACCAGUUUCUACAACUGCAGAAUUAACAAAGUUAUUUGAAAUUGUUCAGUUUCGGGGUUCAAGAGUUCAAUGUGAAGAUAUGACCAGAAAUGAAAUGCAUAAAUUUAAUAAUACAUAUAAUUUAGGUCAAGAAUCAAACAGAGAUUAUUUCCCUAUAGUACCAUGCUUAAAAGUUGUUGGUAGAUUAGAUCGAGAACAAGUAUCACGUUAUACAGUACGUCUUAUUGCUACAGAUACUGGUGGACGAAAAGGUGAAACGAUUGUACGCAUAAUAAUUCGUGAUAUUAAUGAUCAUGUACCAUUAUGGGCUGAUAAACUGGAAUCGGAAUUAUCACCUAAUAGUCUAUUGUUUAUGGGAUCAGAAAGAGUAUUAUUUCAAUCCAAUGAAAUGAUAGAAGAUAAUGAACAUGGUGGAACAAUUGUGAAGUAUACUUUUCAAAUUCCUGAAUGUACUAAUCAAAGACAGUUGUUACAUUUAAAUGCAAAUGAUAUGGAUGAACCAGACAGUGAUUAUGGUCGUAUAACAUAUCAUUUAAAUGAUCAAACAAAAGAUUUUGAACAAUUAAGGCAGAGACUUUUUAUUUCUGGAGAGUAUAUUUACUUAACUGAUUAUGGCUUGAAAGAUCUAAAUCAAGCCAAUUUAACCAUCAUUGUGACAGCAACUGAUGGUGCCGGUAAAAGUAGUGAUGCAUGGAUUCAGCUUUUAGUGCAAGAUUGUAAUGAUCACAAACCGAUGAUAUUAAUGAGAAAUACUGAGUUUUCACUAGUAGAAAAUGCAGUUGGUAAACAACAGUUGAUAAGCUUAAUAACAGUACGUGAUUUGGAUCUGACUACAUCACCGAAUUCGGAAUUUUAUUGUAAUUUAAAUGAUACAACAUAUCUUACACUUUAUGAAGUAAUGUCUGGACCAAAAUUAAAUGAUCAACGUUAUCAAGAUAGUAUUUCAAACACUGUGAAUACACAUAAUGGAUUUUUAUCGCAUAGACAUGAUAAUGACGAUGAGAAGAAUACUGGUUUCUUUCGUCAAGGAAGAUGGGUUGUUUAUCGAUUAGAAACUAAAAAUUCAUCAUCAUUUGAUCGUGAAGCGACACCAUAUUAUAAUGUUCUGUUACAAUGUUCAGAUAAAGGUUCACCAAUGCUUACAUCCAACCGACUGAUAACAAUUAACAUACUUGAUGUGAAUGAUAACGCGCCAAUGUUUGUUAUGCCUGAUCAGUCAAGAUCAACUCCUUUGUUUUCAGUAAAUACAGAGAAUAAUAGAAAAUUAUUUUAUCAGUCAUCUGCAUCAUCAUUUCCUUCUUCUGUCCGUUCAAAAAAUGAUCAGCCAUUCACUUAUCAUUUUAAUCUACCAGAAAACGCUUUGCGUGGUACAAUAGUUGGCAGUAUUCAUGCUAUUGAUCUGGAUACUGGUGAUAAUGGCCGAAUUACUUUUGAAUUAAGGAGUCAAAUUCCAUUUUAUACAAAUAAACCAAUUUUAUUAGGUACGACAGAUAGCACUGCUAACAUUAAUAACGAUAAAGAGAAUGAUAGUAGAAAUGAAAAAGAAUCGCUUAGCAUGGAUCAUGUGUUCAGCUUAGCACCAAAUGGGGAUAUUCAGUUAAUUGAUGAAUUAGACAGAGAAACAAUAGAUCGUUAUGAGCUAUUUAUUAUUGUAAGUGACAAUGCGAAAACCAAUCGAUUAUCAUCAACAGCUACAGUUAUAAUUAAAAUAGAAGAUGUUAAUGAUUGUAGACCGGAAUUUUUCGGGGAUUACGUUUUCGAAAUUGUUGAAAGCUACGGCACUUCAACUAUUCAUCAAAUUCUUGGAACUAUAGUGGCUACAGAUAUGGAUUUGGGGCGUAAUGGGUCAAUAACGUAUCAUCUUGGUGCCCAACAAGAUAAUCGGAACAACAAUAUCAACAGUAAAUUAUCAAGUUCAACACAUACGUUUGGUUCACGCUUAAUACAGAUCAGUCAUGAUGGAAAGAUGACUGUUUAUGGAGUAAUUGACCGUGAAAAGACUCCUAUAAUUGUACUGACUGUAAUUGCUGAAGAUAAUGGGAUUCCUGUGAAAUUAUCUAAUUCCGUAACUGUUACAAUACAUGUAUUAGAUUUGAAUGAUAAUAAACCGCGUUUCAUUGAAUCGUCAUCAUCAUCAUCACCACGUCCACAGUUGGUAAACAAGGAUGAAACGUUUAAGGGAAAUCCUGAUAAUGGAAGGAUGAAUAUUGUUUCACCAUCAUCGGGAUUUAAGCUGAAUCUAAGCUUGGAUACAAAUGUUGGUACAUUACUAACUGUGUUUGAAGCUUAUGACCCAGACAAUGGUCCCAAUGGAACUGUGGUUUUUGAUAUCGCUUACUCAGGAGCACUUGGUAUAUCACAUGAUGUUAAAAGCUUAAAAAAUGGAAAAACCGACGGCGAUAGUUCCGAUACACCCACAUUUAUAUUGCAGUCAGAUGGACGUCUUCUCUUGUCUAAACGAUUAGUUUAUUCUGAUAUGAUAUCUCCUACACCAAACAGUUUUCCAAAAAGAUAUCGUCGACCGGAUAGAUUGUUAAUACGUGUUUCAGAUCAAGGACCAACUCCUGAACAGUCGGUUACCAGUCUACAAAUCUUCUACUACGAUCCUAUCGAGACAAUACAAAACACAUUUUCUGAGAAUUAUUUUCACAUGACAAAUACGAAAAGCGAUAGCAAUAGAGAUAGUAAAUAUGUUUCCGUAAAUCAAAAUAAGGAAACCGGUAAUAGUAAACACUACGCCUACAAAUCAAAUCCUCAAACGUUUCUAGGUUCUAAUGGAGGAGGUCGACUUUCAUCACAGUCCUAUGUAAGAUCGGAGCUAACUCAUUCCAAACCAUUUACAUUACCUGCUAUGUAUUUGUUGGCUUUAGCUGUUUGUUUGGCAUUAAUACUUGUGAUAAUUAGUUUUGCAUGCUUUUAUGUGAAACUUAGAAAAACAAAUUCGAUGAGUAAAGGCGAGGAAAAAUAUGAUAGUGUGGAGAAGAGUGAACUUCACACUGACAGUUUAAUCAGCUGUAAAAAUAAUAAUAAUGGUGAUAUCCGCUUGAACAGUACAUUAACAAGUCACACAAAACAUGAUGAUUCACAAACAAAUACUGGUUCACAAAAUAAACUAUUUUCUGAUUUUGGCAUUAGUACAAUUAAUUGUAGAAGUUUAUCACCUACAUAUAUUGUACGAGCUUAUGAUCAUAUCAAUGUUGUUCCUUAUAACGAUUCUCAUACAAAUACAAUUAUGUCUAUUCCUCAUCGCACUAUAGACAGUUCCGACUACACUCCCCUAACGAUUGGCCAAUUAAAUUCUCUACGUAACUCCAGUUUAUCACCAUCAGUUUUACAGAACAAUUUAAACAAACAAGUGAAUAAUAAUAAUGAUAAUAGUAAUAAUCAGAGACUGUUAGAGAACGCAUAUUUACUGAAACCAUGUGAUUCACUAUAUGACGAACAAACGUCACCGAUGUUAAUCAAUCAACUAGAAUUAUGCAAAACAUUGAAUCGACAAAGGCAGUUUAAUGUAUUGUCUAGUCACGAAGUCGAAGUGUUAAAUACAAAUAUUCCCAAUGAAAAUGACGAUGCUAGGAAUAUUGAUAAAUUACUUCAGAAAAGUAUUUCAAAUUCCCCUACAUCGUUGAUCAACACUAAAUGUCAGAAUAAUAAACCAACGCUAACAAGUUUUGAAGGAAAGCUAACUGAUACAUCUAACGACAAUAAACAUGGCUUUGAAAAGAAUCAAUUACUUCCAGUGAGUAAAACAUCACUAUUGUCAGCGCCAAUCAUUCAAAACACCACCAGUAACAACAAUAGCAGUGAUAAUAACAUCAAAAAAGAUCAUUUUUCUACAAUGCAGAAACCAAAAUUUAAGCUAUUUUCUACGAAAAAAUGUGAAUCACACAAAAAUAGUAUCAGUAUUGAUAAUAGCUGUCAAUCAAAAGGCGACGGUUCUCACUUGUUGGUUGAUCCUGAUCAAAUUUCUAAUGAUAAAAAUGGGAACUUAAAUGACUUACCUCAGCUAACAUCAUCUUUUGUUUAA
Schistosoma turkestanicum is the source of this 4815-nucleotide messenger RNA. Lineage: Eukaryota; Metazoa; Platyhelminthes; Trematoda; Strigeidida; Schistosomatidae. The record is from the annotation of a GenBank genome assembly.